CCCGGAGCCUAUUCCAGACUCUCCCACCGGCACCCCCUGGAGGCGGACAUGGGGCCUCUCCUGGACCAUCUCUGAGAAAAAAACGGGACCAACUGCUUGUCCCCAGCCUGGGAGCGAGCCCUAGAUGAGUCCAAGCUGUCGCGCGCCACUGGCCAGGCAGAUACAGCCCAGUCCCGAGCUCCUUCCUGGCCUCUUGCUUCUGCUCUGGCUGCCCGCCAGCCCAGCCCACCGUGGCCCCCAGCUCUUGGGGGGAGCCCACCCCCACGGGACCCCACGCUGCUAUUCAGCCGAGGAGCUGCCCCUGGGCCAGGCCCCGCCACACCUGCUGGCUCGAGCUGCCAAGUGGGAACAGACUCUGCCCGUAGCCCUGGUGGCCAGCCUGGAGGCGGAGGGCCGCAGAAGGCGGCAUGACAGGCCCCCAGCUGGGACCCAGUGCCCGGUGCUGCGGCCUGAGGAGGUACUGGAAGCCGACAUUCACCAGCGCUCCAUCUCGCCCUGGAGAUACCGCGUGGACACGGACGAGAGCCGCUACCCGCAGAAGCUGGCCUUCGCCCAGUGCCUGUGCCGGGGCUGCAUCAGCGCCAAGACGGGCCGGGAGACGGCCGCGCUCAACUCCGUGCCGCUGCGGCAGACGCUGCUGGUGCUCCGGCGCCGGCCCUGCUCGCGCGAUGCCGCGGGGCCGCCCACGCCCGGGGCCUUCUCUUUCCACGCGGAGUUCAUCCGCGUGCCCGUGGGCUGCACCUGCGUCCUGCCCAGGUCGGCACAGUGACCGGAGGCCUCGGCUGUCUUGGUGGCAUCGGGGGGGCCAUGGGCCGCCCCCCCAGACUGGACAAUUGGGGUCUCUGCAAAGAGGGUCCCUACUAUUUAUGGGUAUUUAUUGGUUAUUUAUUUGCCUCCUGGGGUUCCCCGGGGAGGUUCCGAGGCUCCGGGCCUUGGGGCUGAGAACGGGCACUGAAGAGCCACGUCCCUGGGCCUGCGGGGUCAGCCUGCGCCGGUCAGGCCCAUCUCGAGACUCGGUUUACCCUUCCUGCAAAAACAGUUGGGCUAGAAGGAAUCAUUUUAUUCUUCUAGAGCUUCUUAAACAAAAUGUGUUCUCAUGUCCCCUCCUUGUCGGUGGUUCCCCGGGCACCCUCACACCUUCACCAGCCUCGGGCUGGUCCCGGCCCCCAAGCUCCCCCUUCCCAGCCCCCCCAGGAACAAGUACCCUUGUAUUGCUAAAACAAUUAUUUAU
This is a messenger RNA of Mustela erminea (ermine), 1231 nucleotides long. RefSeq names its product interleukin 17C (gene IL17C). Lineage: Eukaryota; Metazoa; Chordata; Mammalia; Carnivora; Mustelidae. Gene Ontology annotation, biological process: inflammatory response. The record is from RefSeq and is a predicted model, not a curated record. Gene Ontology annotation, molecular function: cytokine activity. Gene Ontology annotation, cellular component: extracellular region.